Messenger RNA from Rubroshorea leprosula, 1329 nucleotides. The record is from the annotation of a GenBank genome assembly. Lineage: Eukaryota; Viridiplantae; Streptophyta; Magnoliopsida; Malvales; Dipterocarpaceae.
ACUUGCAUUCCUUUCUCUGCAAAACUUCUGCGAAAAGCUUUAUUGUGCGUUUCCUGUGCGUGAACUGCGGUAACAACUGGGGAUCUCUACAUCAAAUCUUUCGAAACCGAAAUCAGCUGAAAUGGAUCAGACAAGGAAAGAGGCAGUGUUUGCGGCUUCAGUUGAGACAGAGGAGGAGGUGCCACAGCUGAAGAGGAAGGGCUGGGAGGAGAGGAGGGCACUGCAGAAGAAGCAGAGGGUGGUGGAGGAGGAGACGGGGAAUGAGUUGGAGGAGGGGGCUGAGGUACGAGCUCCUGGUAAGGGAAAGGGCCCUAUUCCCCCACUGGGGCCUCAGAGCAGCCUGUUCGAGGCGAAGAACAUAACGGGGGCCAGGUGGUUCAUCAACAACACCUUCCCCGAGGUGGACCAAAGCAACGCACAGGAGGAAGCUCUGAGGUAUGGUGGAGCGUUCGUGGUGAAGCAUGUUCUAGAGGUAAAGUGCGAGCUCGGUGAAUGGUCUAGCCCAGGAAUUCAGGGAGAGCCUGAAGGGUCAUGCACUCUUGCAGAGGCAGCGGGACCAGCUGCAGAAGGAGAAGGAGGAUUGGAGCAGGAGAGGGCUUCCCUGAGCACCAAGCUCACUUUUGAGGAGAGCAAACGAAGGAUCGUUGAAAGCAAGCGUGAGGCUCAGGCGCAAGAAAUGAAGCUGAUGACAGAGGCAUUCAAGGAGCUGAAGGGGAACAUGCGGAAGUUAGUGCAUAAUGGGAUGAAGGAGCACAUCAGCAACUUCAUCAGUUCCAACUCCUUUGAUAGCAUCGUCAACCUGUAUCGGCUGCCCACUGCCAUCAUCGCUUUUACAGACUGCAGAAAGAAGGUGAAGGCUGAAUAUCCCGAAGUGGAUGUGAUGAAGAUCACCUUCGGCGAGCAAGAAGGAGGAGUGGAUGAGGAUGGCGAGAGCAUGUCAGCAGACUUCCGUCCUCUGAUUAAGCUGAGGUGGGAGGAUGAUGCAGACGGUCUUGCUGUUUUUCCUCCACAGUUCGACUUCGAGUUCGUUGUAGUGGAGGAAGAAGGGGCAGAGGUAGAGGAGGGCGAGAUGGAGGCAGGAGUGGAGGGAACUGAAGUGGGUGAGGUCCAACUAGUUCCAAAAGUGGAGAUUCAUCCAGUUCCUUCUGACGAUGAGCAGCCUCCUCUGCCAGAUGAGCAGCAGCCAACUCAGCCACCUCCUCCAACUGAGUAGAAGCCAGUGGAGCCACCUCUCCCAUCAGAGAAAUAAUUUUGUUUUUUGAUUUUUUGUAAAGACAAUUAAACAGUUUGUAAUAUUUAUGUUAUUCUGAAUGAAAAUUCAUUUUUUAA